Messenger RNA from Closterium sp. Naga37s-1, 765 nucleotides. Lineage: Eukaryota; Viridiplantae; Streptophyta; Zygnematophyceae; Desmidiales; Closteriaceae. The record is from the annotation of a GenBank genome assembly.
AUGUUCCACUGCGCUCUCUGCUGCCACCAGGUGUGCUAUGCACGGAUUCUGGACUCCAAGAGGAAGUUCCUGGAAGCUGCGCUCAAGUACUACGACCUCUCCCAGCUGGACCAGAGGGAACUGGGCGGCAUGCAGGUGGAUGAGGAGGAGUUGGAGGCGGUGCUGAACGCCGCUGUCACCUGCACCAUCCUCGCUGCUGCCGGCCCCCAGCGCUCCCGCAUGCUCGCCACCCUCUAUAAGGUGUAUCUGGAGCGCAUCCUGCGAUCACCAGAGGUGGAGGCAUUCGCCAAGGAGCUCAAGCCACAUCAAAAAGCGGUGUUGCCGGGCGGGUCAACGGUGCUGGACCGGGCAGUGAUAGAGCACAACCUGCUCAGCGCCAGCAAGCUGUACACCAACAUCAGCUUUGAAGAGCUGGGUGCUCUGUUGGGCAUUGCACCUCACACGGUGGGUGUGAGGGAAGUAGGGGCGGAGAAGGUGGCGGCGCGCAUGAUAUCGGAGGACAGGAUGAAGGGCAGCAUCGACCAGGUGAGGCACAAACGCAGAGGUGGCAGCAGCAAUUUGCAAAGAUUUCCGCCCUUCACUCCCCGCUCUCCCUUCCACCCCUCUCUCUAUUCUCUCCCGGCCAUCCCUCACCCGUCGCUCCCUGGUGCCCCUCUCAACCCGCGCCCACGCCAGGUGGAGGCGGUGAUUCACUUCGACAAGGACACGGACGACCUGCAGCAGUGGGACCAGCAGGUACACACAAUCAUAUCUGCAUCAGAUUAG